Molecule: messenger RNA, 3287 nt
Organism: Micropterus salmoides (largemouth bass)
Lineage: Eukaryota; Metazoa; Chordata; Actinopteri; Centrarchiformes; Centrarchidae
Product: apoptosis-associated speck-like protein containing a CARD
Exons: 3
Coding region: 132-704 (190 amino acids)
Biological process (GO): inflammatory response; regulation of apoptotic process; innate immune response
Source: RefSeq, a predicted model, not a curated record
UGCACCAUAUUUUUCUUCCUUUUUAAACCAGGUUUAGAAGAAGUGAGCUCUGGGCGUUUUCUUCGGAGAGCUGGUCUAGAAGAAAGACUUUUGAUUACUAGGACGGUCAGUUUGGGAUCUCUGGGUGAGAAAUGGCCCCCAAAACCAUAAGAAAGGCAAUAGCAGACGCGCUGGAGGACUUAUCAAAAGAUAACUUUGAUAAGUUCUGCCGCCAGCUCUUGGACCGCAGAGAAGAACCCCGGGUCAGAAGAAAUAAGGUGGAGGGUAAAAGCUUUUUAGACAUCGCAGACAUCCUGGUUUCCACUUUUACUGAACGCAGAGCUGUCACCGUUACCACCGAGCUGUUGAAACAGAUUGAUUGCCACUGUGAAGCAGACUCACUCGAGGAUGAUGUACGUGAAGAAACCCCACCACCCUCACAACCUGGUCCCAGUGACACCUCUUUACAGUUUGUGGAGAAACAUAAAGUGGAGUUGUUUCAGAGAGUGAGCAACAUUGCACCCAUUCUGGAUGAGCUAUUCGACAAAAAUGUCCUCCAACCAGAGAUUUAUGAAACAAUCAGGGCUCUGCCUACCUCUCAGGCGAAGAUGAGAGAAAUCUACCUAUGUUGCCUGAAAGGUGGUGAAGCCUGCAAAAACAUCUUAUAUGAAAUCCUUGAGAGAAAUGAGCCAUAUCUAAUUGCUGACCUCAAGGAAAAGAAGUAAAUGUUGUGGUGAAAUCUACGGAAGCACAUUGCAUUCACUAAAGAAAAAAAAAUUGGAAGCCUUAUCUCAUAAUUACGAGAUCCUGAUGUCGUAAUUAUGAGAAAAGAUGUCGUAAUUAUGAGAAAAGAUCUCGUAAUUAGAGAUGACUAGAAAGGUGCCAUUUAUUACUGAGUUCAGUAAAGUUGGAAAUAUAUUCACAGAUUCGAGCUUCCAGGAUCAAUAACUCGUAAGCAAAACGUGUUAAAAACACAAACGACGCCUCUUUACUAUCGUAGUUAAGUAGACAACAAGCUACAAGUACAUUUUCACAUAAAUGAGUCUUCCUAGGAUCGGCACAAAUAACAUUGGUCUCUACGUGCAGCCGGCUGUGAGACGAGUGCGCAGGGACCGUCUACAAAGUGCAACACCGAAAACACAUUCUGCAGAGAUAUUCAAUAACUUCACACUUAUACAAUAUAGUGCCCCCAAAAUCACCUUACACAUUAAUGAUAUACUGCUGGUUUUACUACAACACUUAGUUUGGGGGGAAAAAGACUUUUGCAUACCUAAUAUUAGGUAGGUCGAUUUUUAAUAUUCAAUAACUACAAUGUUAAAGGCUGUAGAGUCUCAAAAAUCACCCCAGGUAUCAGUGAUCUCAUGUUGAUGAUAUUACAACAAUUAAUUUGUAGAAAUAUUGUUUAACUUCACUUUUAAGAGUUUUAGUGUCUCAAAAACCACCCCACAAAUCAUUGAUAUCCUGGUUGUGAUACUUCAACACUUGUAGAAAUAUAGUUUUGCAUAAUUUUGGAGAAUUUCUAUCUUCAGUAACUUUACUAUUAUAAGCUGUAUUGUCUCCAAAAUCACCCUACAUGUCAGUGAUCUAAUGCUUGUGAUACUACAAUCAUCAAUGGUCUCAUGUUGAGAACAGGUGCCACCAAUAAGGCAGACGGACAACUUCCCCUGAAGGUCUGCCAAAUAACAUCCCCCAACACUUUAAAGAACUUUACAUCGUGUCUGUUUGGGAACAAUCUGGGAACAUUAUAAGGCAAUGUCCUUGACACCAGCAGGAAAGUUAUCAAAAUGUUCUAGGAAAGUAAAAUGUCUAGCUGGGUAUCUGUAUAACAGUGAAGUCAUAUUAUUAAAAUCCCCCAAAAUUACCUCAAAGAAAAGUUUUUCAAACUAAGUGUUGUAGUAUCAUCAAUAGAAGACCACUGAUGAUUGAAGUGAUUUUGGAGACACUACUGCUUAUAACAUGAAAGUUAUUCAUUUAGCACACACUUUUAUCCAAAGCGACUUACAAUCGCUAUAUAUGUCAGAGGUCGCACGCCUCUGGAGCAACUAGGGGUUUGAACCUGGGUCUCUCACAUCAAAGGCAUUUGUCUUAUCCACUGCCCCAUCACCACCCCUUAGCAGUACCAGUGAAGUUAUUGAAUAUUAAAAUUCCCAAAUCAUGCAAAACUAUAUUUCUAUAAACUAAGUGUGUAGUAUCACAAGCAGGAUAUCAAUGAUUUGUGGGGUGAUUUUUGAGACUCUACAGCCUUUAACAGUGAAGUUAUUGAAUAUUAAAAAUAUGGGUAUGCAAAAGUCUUUUUUACCCUAAAUUAAGUGUUGUAGUAUAACCAGCAGUAUAUCAUUAAUGUGUAAGGUGGUUUGGGGGGCACUAUAUUGUAUAAGUGUGAAGUUAUUGAAUAUCUCUGCAGAAUGUGUUAAUUCUGCAGAUGUGAUAAAAUGUGCACUUUGUAGACGGUCCCUGCGCACUUCUCACAGCUGGCUGCACAUAGAAACCAAUGUUAUUUAUGCAGCUCCGAGGAAGACUCAUUUAUGUGACAAUGUACUUGUUGCUUGUUGUCUACUUAACUACGAUAAUAAAGAGGCGUCACUUUGCUUAUGAGUUAUUGAUCCCGGAAGCUUGAAUCUGUAAAUAUAGGCUAUUUCCAACUUUACCAUUAUCUAGUAAUUACGAGAUCCGGAUCUCAUAAUUUCGAGAUCUUAUCUCGUAAUUAUGACAUCUUUUCUCGUAAUUAUGAGAUAAGGCUUCCAAUUUUUUUUUCUCUUCCGUAGAAAUCCAUUUUCAGAUUUCAUAACAUUUUUAGUCUACCUGAACACAAAAUGUUUUUAUACAUUAACUCUGUGGAAAUUUUAUUGUUAAUGCUAAUUCUAUGUGGGGGUUUUCUUUAAAAAUAUAUAUUUCCAUGCAUGUUUAUGUUUAAGCUGCCCCUAAUUAUUGCCCCCUCUUAAAUUACUUGAAAUUUGUAUGGUAUGUGGUGCCUUGCCUGCCCUGAUCAGUGAGACUCAUUUACUUGCUUCAUUUAAAUGAGAUGUGAUUUCAUGUACGGUUUAAAACCAGAUUCAGCUAAUGGUUAUCAGAUAAUCAUGUCAGAAAUUAAUUAAGGAUCUCCCUAGACAUGUAAUGUUUUUAUCCAACAAAUAGCAAAUGGAUUAAGAGUCUGUUUUUAACCUAAUUAUUUUAUGUAAAUUAUAACAGAUGCUAAAAGAUUGUUUUAUCACUUUUAUUCUGCCCAAUAAGAUUUAGUUUAUAUUUGGAAGGUCACUGAAAAUGUUUUAUAUUUUUGAAAUUUACAUAAAUUGAAUUAAAUCUUCUGA